Messenger RNA from Prinia subflava (tawny-flanked prinia), 1588 nucleotides. RefSeq names its product calcium/manganese antiporter SLC30A10-like. Gene Ontology annotation, biological process: detoxification of zinc ion; zinc ion transmembrane transport; intracellular zinc ion homeostasis. NCBI's taxonomy places the organism in Eukaryota, Metazoa, Chordata, Aves, Passeriformes, Cisticolidae. Gene Ontology annotation, cellular component: membrane. The record is from RefSeq and is a predicted model, not a curated record. The transcript has a single exon. Gene Ontology annotation, molecular function: zinc ion transmembrane transporter activity. The coding region runs from base 244 to 696 and encodes 150 amino acids.
UAGGAAAAAAUUUUCUCCUGAGGGUGGGACACCUGCAAGGACCGGAGCCCUCAUCGUGUCUUCCCAUGACAAAUCUCGCUGAACUGCCCUUUAAACUGAUUUAUUGUUUUACUGCUUCCUAUAAAAGUGGCUCCCACAUGUGAGCAGCACUGACAGCCGAAGGGCAGGACGGCGGGCAGGGAGCCGCUCCCGGCUCAGCGCAGUCCCCGCGGAUCCCGGGAGCCAGGGCAGGGAGCCGCAGGAAUGGGCCGCUACUCGGGCCGCAGCAGCCGCCUCAUCCUCAUGUGCGUGCUGAGCCUCGCCAUUUUCGCCAUCGAGAUCUCGGUCGCCUACGUGGGCAACUCCCUCUCCUUGGCCUCGGACGCCUUUGCUGUCCUCUCCCACCUGAUCUCCAUGAUCAUCGGGCUGUUCGGCGUCCGCUUCAGCCGCAUCCGCUGGCACAAGGCCAGCACCUUCGGCUUCAGCCGCGCCGACGUGCUGGGCGCCUUCGGCAACUCUGUCUUCGCCACCGCGCUCAUGUUCAGCAUCUUUGUGGAGGCCGUCAAGAGGUUUAUCAACCCUCAGAAGACUGAGAAAGAGCUGCUCGUCCUCAUUAUUGGGGUUUCAGGUCUGGGCUUCAACCUGUUGAACUACUUUAUCUUCAUGGAGUGCUGCUAUUGUCACGCAUCCCCCCGAGACACCGAAACAGGUAAAUAACCUCAUGCUGCUGCUGCUCUGCCCCUUGGCACUUCUGCUUGGCUAUAGAGACUGUUUACUGCUUUGUUGACUGCUUCUCUGGAGUGGGCAAGGAAAAUGCAGUUUUCUUCACUCUUUUGUUAGCAAGGGUGAUGGAUUUAUGCCUGAACCUGUGCAUGUUUCCAGCUAUCGCCUCAGGUGUUUAUUAGUAAGUCACAGGCAAAAAGUUUAGAUGUUGUCUUUCCAAAAUGUACAGUGAUCUGGAAGGAACAUUUCCUCCCUAAUCCACUGGCUGGCCAAACACUGGACAAAGUGUGCUACCACCCUAAGGAGAUACUUGUUAUGAAAUACCUAAUCCUGAAAUACCAGUCAUCUCCAAUCUUGACCUCUCAAUAUUUUAGUUAUUCUGCUGUAAUUUUUACAUGGUUCUUUAGAGCAGUGUUCACUGUUUGCAGGAGACAAAAGAAUAGGUAAGUGCAAAAGGAGAGUCUCACCCUUUCUUGAUUUGGGAAUAUGUUGUGAAAAUAUUUGGAUGCUGACUGAAAAAACCUGUGACUACAGUGCCGAGGAUUCUUUACUGAGGUUUGUUAACCCGUGCUUGGGAGAGCAUGCAGAGGAGAAACAGGUAUACUCGGCCACAGAAACAUUUUGCAUGAGGUUCUCUUCAGUGCAUAGAGUCUUGGCCUUUCAGUUUAUUUUUCUUAGCAUACGAUUUUUAAAAUUCCUACAUUUGGGAGGAGAGACAGUGACUGAUUUUUUUAUUCCUGGAGAAAGUCUCUCAAUUUAUUUGAUGUAAGAUACAUGUGGGUUCUUUUUCUCUCUCUGAAUGUUUUUAUAUACACAUACAAAUGUAUUUCUUAAACCUAGAAAUGUUUCGGUUGAGAUAGGAGCCAGAUGUUUGCAAAGUAUUAAC